UUUAAUAGGUUUCUGCCCCAGUUAUAUUAUCGUCUCCCGUCACCACCCUUCUCCUUGCUUUGCAGACACACAAGCAGCCGGUCCAUCUUCACUUGCAAAGCGAGGAGAUUUUAAAAUCAUCAACAAAACCCGAAAAAUGUCAAGUGAAGAGACUCCUGCUCCUGCUGCUGGUCCUGCUGAGACUCCCGCUCAGCCUCUUGAGGCCAUGGACUUGAUGACAGCAUUGCAGCUUGUUCUGAAAAAGUCCCUUGCUCAUGGUGGACUUGCCCGGGGCCUCCAUGAAGGUGCCAAAGUGAUUGAGAAGCAUGCCGCCCAGCUCUGUGUAUUGGCAGAGGACUGCAACCAGCCAGACUAUAUCAAACUCGUCAAAGCACUCUGUGCUGACCAUGGUGUAGGCUUAUUGACAGUUCCCAGUGCUAAGACUCUUGGCGAGUGGGCUGGGUUAUGCAAGAUUGACUCUGAGGGCAAGGCCAGGAAGGUUGUUGGCUGUUCCUGCGUUGUUGUGAAGGAUUAUGGCGAGACAAGUGAAGGCUAUAACGUUGUUCAGGAGCAUGUCAAGUCUCACUGAGUUACAAUGGAUCUAAUGAGUUGAAUUUCAUAUGUAGAGACCUUUACUCCAUGUUUUCAUGGACCCACAAUUCUAUGGGAUUUUUUAGUGUUUUCUAGUCUCCAUUUUUCCGCCCUGGGAAUUUUGAGUCUUCGCUUCCUGUGACUUUUAAUCAAGUUGGUUCAUGUUGUGGUGAAAAUCUUUCUCGAUACAUGAAAUGCAGAAUUAAGGCCUUGAUUAAUAUAUAGAUGAUGCGCAGAAUUAGCUC
Molecule: messenger RNA, 815 nt
Organism: Populus euphratica (Euphrates poplar)
Lineage: Eukaryota; Viridiplantae; Streptophyta; Magnoliopsida; Malpighiales; Salicaceae
Product: Ribosomal protein L7Ae/L30e/S12e/Gadd45 family protein
Exons: 5
Coding region: 137-568 (143 amino acids)
Biological process (GO): translation
Cellular component (GO): ribosome
Molecular function (GO): structural constituent of ribosome
Source: RefSeq, a predicted model, not a curated record